Molecule: messenger RNA, 2880 nt
Organism: Callorhinchus milii (elephant shark)
Lineage: Eukaryota; Metazoa; Chordata; Chondrichthyes; Chimaeriformes; Callorhinchidae
Gene: fam89a
Product: family with sequence similarity 89 member A
Exons: 2
Coding region: 243-779 (178 amino acids)
Source: RefSeq, a predicted model, not a curated record
GGGGAGGCGGCACAUCCGGUGAAACGUGUUGCGGUCGGGAGAGUAUUUUGGUAACUGGAGACAGCGCGCGGUUGUCAGUUGGGGCUGAGAAGCGGAGGCCGUUAUCGAGUGGGGUUUGGAUGGUGCUGGACGGCAGCCGGGAGGGAGGAGCCGGGAACAGCGAGAGGAGGAUGUGAGCUCCGCUCAGUCCCCCCAAGAACACACGAGCGAGAAACCAGGACCCGCCUCGGGAAGCGCCCGCUAUGGCCGGGAAGCCGGCGAAUGGUGGCUCCGUGCCCAACACGGCGUGCCUGGAGGGUCUGCCGCCUCUGCCCAAGAGCCUGAGCGGUUUGCUGAACUCCAGCGGCGGCUCCUGGCGAGAGAUGGAGCGCAUGUACGCCAAGAGGAGCAUGAUCCAGGACGACCUGAGCCGGGCCCGCACCAGCACCCGGCACAGCGCGCAGCCCAGCAAACCGGCCAACCUGGACGCCGCUUUAGCCCUACUCCGGAAAGAGAUGGUUGGCCUUCGCCAGCUAGAUAUGUCUUUGCUGUGUCAGCUGUGGUCUCUCUAUGAGUCUAUUCAGGAAUAUAAAGGAACCUGCCAGGACUUGUCAGCUGCAGCGAAUUCUGAUUGCGCCUAUGGAAUGGAAAAUGGCUACUUUGAUGAAGAAGAAGAAUAUUUCCAGGAACAAACCAUUGUAAAAAAUGGGAAGGAUGAUGUAGAAGUCAAUCUUGCAGUGCCUAAAACUCAAAAUUCUAGAGACCAGUGGAUGCAGGAUUCUUUUCAUAUCACCAUCUAGCCAAGGAUGAGUAGCUUUGACCUUCACACUGUACUUGUACAUUAUAUUGUACUUUAUUCUGAAAUGUAUCUGAGUGAGUCAGGAUCAGAAUUGUUAAAGUUCAAUAGCAGGUUUUACUGAAGCCUAAACAGCUAGAAGCAAAUGCUGCUAAAGUACCUCUCAAGCUGAGUCUUCUAUAGCUUUAAAAUUAACGCGGUACUUUUUUGACGAACUUGAUACUUUAACAGAUUAUAUACACUUUUUGGAAAUAGCAAAUGUUUUGCAUUAAAUUUCUUCUUGGAGAAUCGAAGGCAGACAUUGACUUUCUUUUGUUACUGGAUCAUGGACGCUAUUUCUGGAGGUUGGAACUGCUGUGCUGGAAUAUGUUACUCAAUAUUCAUAACCAAAAAAGCAGCUUUAACCUUUAUCCUGCUGAGUAAGUUAGAACUCUUUAGAUUGAAUAUAAUAAACACUGUGCUUAUUGGUUUAAGGGCUGAGGAUUUUUCAAUAAGAUUUUGUAAAUUUAGCCUUCAGUAAAUUGACUCAUCAUAUGUUUUGGUGUGAAAUGUGUAUCAAAAGGAGUGAAAAGCUUGUCUUAUCUUGCUGCAUGUGCACUUCGUAUACGCUGACCAUAAAUGCUGUUGUUAAUAAUCUGGUAGCCCGUGCCAGACUGUUUUACCUUCCUGUGCUGUGAAGCAAUUCCUAAGAAAUACAAAUUGAAAGCCUACUAAAUACUGUAGAACACUGAAUGUGUCUGCCUAGACAAAUGAAGGUCAAUAUAACAAAUAUUGUAGGUUUGUAUAUCCUCAUGAUAGCCACACUUCCAUUUCAACUGUUACUUUCAUGGCAGAUUCUAUGUUGUACAAGAUCUGAUGAUCCCACAUAUGUAUGCUUACAAAAUGCAAAUAGUAGUAUAGAGGUGUGGCAAUUGAAAAUAUAUCAAUAUCUCUGGAAAUUGGUAAGAUUAGAGUGAUAACCGAGAAAUCUACUGAUCAGAACCAUUAUUAAUAAAUGCAUCAUUGAUUGAAAAUGUUUCUUCAGCUAGUAUCAAGUAAUUUGAGCACAGUUGGAUUGAGAUAAAUGUAGGCUUAAUAUAGAAGCUGGAUGACUCAUUUAUUCACCUUAGCAAUGUUUAUUGCAGUAUAAACUAUAUCAACGUGACCCUCACCAGUAUUUUAACCAAGUUCCAUAAACUAUAUUCAACAUUCUACUUGAACUUUUGGUAGAAAUGUUCUCCUCAAUUAUAUGUAGCACUCUUAUUGUUAUGAAUUGUAUUUAUUUUUUUCAUGGCAUAAUUUUAAAACUCUACUUCUGCUGGGCUAUUGUUAUUUUAAAAAAAGUAUAUGGACUCUUAUCAUUUUAUGCAGCCAAGCAGAGGGGAUGUGAGCUUCCUUAAGGAGUUGGAUGCUUUUAUAAUUUUUUUUUAUUCUACACAAAGUUAACUGUGCAAACAACACUAUUUUAAGCAAUUAUGAUUGUAUAACUUCUAUGAUGACUAUACAAUUUCUUUAAUUUCAUAUUUUAUAACUGAUUUUUAUGCAGGGUUUUAUGGUGCUGAACGGUCGAUACGUCUAUUUUUAAAUCUUUGAAUCUAUUUCUAAUUUAUAAAAAAAAGUGCUGAAUUCUAAUUCAAUAGUUGUAUUUAAAUAUUUUUGUCACCUUUUCCAGAUAAUGAUGCUGUUUAAUAUCUCUUCACAUACCUUGCACAUCCUAUGGCUAUAUCUGAUAUUUCAGGGCACCAUUGGGUGUCAAACUAGGGAAGCUGAAACUGCAGGUGGUGCAUUCAGAUAUUCUGUCAUUCAAAUGCUUUAAAAUCUUGUUAAACACUUCCUUAUGCACUGACCGUAGCCUCAAAGUGUGUCACUGGUCUUGCUAAUUCACUCUGAUUUUGUUUAUUCCAUUGAAUGGAUGUCUGCUAAUCACACCAACUAUAAACUAGUUGAUUUUAUUAUUCAUGGCAUAAGUUUAACCAUAAUGUAACAGAACUAAUAAUGAUUUAUAGGUUUCUUAUUUAUACUGUGUGAUAAAAUUGCAAAUUCAAUGAGUCUUCCUGUUUACCAGAAUUUUCCAUUUUGUCCUUGUGCUGACAAAUGUGCUUGAAUAAAAAUGGUUUUCUUGGCAA